AAGCUGCACAGAGGAACCCUGUCUUGAAAAUACAAAAAAAACAAAACAAAACAAAAAUAUUCAAAUAGGUAGUCUUAUACAGUGUUGUUUCCUGGGCCACUCAUCCUUACAGACUUGUCAGUUCCCUUUCCCACCCUCUUUGUGGUUGUCCUCCAGACCCCUGUGUAGGAGCACCCCAUAGUGGACAGCCAGAGUGAGGAAGUGGUUGGGACCGCUCUGGAGAGGGGGAAUCUUUCGAGUUUUCAAGGUUUAAUGGGAGGAGGGGCAGGCAGGAAGACUGGAACAGUCACAAGCUGCAAGGAAUUGGGGUAGCAUGGGAGGUGAGUUGAAAGAGGCCCCGGGGUGGGGGGGCCACAGAGCAGAAGGGAAGCCUGGGAAGGAGGGCGGUGGGGCUGCAGAGGCCCUGGUAGUGUGGACACUUCUAGUUAUUACCUUUUGUGGCUGCCCUCUUGUGUCCUUAUCUGGGAAGACAGGGCAGCGCCUGCUUCUUGAGCUGAGGUCUAUGGACUACAGGCAUGUCCGUGUAACUGUGACUGGGGCUUGUCAAGGGGUGAUUUAGAUGGCAGACUUCCGCUAAAGAUGAGUGUGAGCAUUCACAUGAUUUGAUUCUGAGGACAAAAGAACGUAAAGGGCCAGAAGGGCCUUUGGGGUGGAGACAGGAUAGUCCAAUGGGUACUGGGUGUGGCUGCUCUCCUUUCAGGAGGAAGUAGGUGUGACUGGCUUACCGGGGAAAAGCCCUGCCUACCCCUCCCAGCAGCAAGUGUCCAUACACAGCUCACAGCUGGCUCUGCCAUUGAGCCUGCCAUGUCAUCGUGGGACAAGGACCACCUGGGCUCUAAGUACAUGGGCCUCUGGGACUUCAAGGCACGAACAGAUGAGGAGCUGAGCUUUCAGGCAGGAGACCUCCUGCAUGUUACCAGGAAGGAGGAACAAUGGUGGUGGGCCACCUUGCUGGAUGCGGCAGGCAAGGCCUUGGCUGAGGGCUAUGUGCCCCACAAUUACCUGGCUAAGAAGGAAACUGUGGAGUCUGAGCCGUGGUUCUUUGGUGAUAUCUCCCGCCUAGAGGCCACGCACAGGUUGCAGGCUGAGGACAACUCAAAGGGUGCCUUCCUGGUCAGAGUCAGCCACAAGGCAGGAGCAGACUAUGUUCUCUCUGUGCGGGACACUCAGGCCGUGCGACAUUACAGGAUCUGGGCAGACGAUGUGGGCCGGCUGCAUCUGAACGAGGCGGUGUCCUUCCCCAGCCUGACUGAGCUUGUGGACUACCACAAGAUCCAGAGCCUGUCCCAUGGCCUGCAACUGACUAUGCCCUGCUGGAAGCACAAAACUGAGCCCUUGCCCCACUGGGAUGACUGGGAGAGGCCAAGGGAGGAGUUCACACUCUGUAAGAAGCUGGGGGCCGGCUACUUUGGGGAGGUCUUCGAAGGGCUCUGGAAAGGCCAGGUCCGUGUGGCUGUGAAGGUGAUCUCUAGAGAUAACCUCCUGCACCAGCACACCUUCCAGUCUGAGAUCCAGGCCAUGAAGAGGCUGCGGCACAAGCGCAUCCUGGCACUGUAUGCUGUGGCAUCUGCAGGGGACCCCGUCUACAUCAUCACGGAGCUCAUGCCCAAGGGGAGCCUGCUGCAGCUAUUAAGGGACUCUGAUGAGAAAGUCCUGCCUAUUUCGGAGCUGGUGGACUUUGCAUCACAGGUUGCUGAGGGCAUGUGCUACCUGGAAUCUCAGAAUUACAUCCACCGUGACCUGGCUGCUAGAAAUGUUCUCGUUGCAGAGAACAAUCUCUGCAAAGUGGGGGACUUUGGGCUGGCCAGGCUUGUCAAGGAGGACAUCUACCUUUCCCACGACCACAACAUCCCCUACAAAUGGACAGCACCUGAGGCACUCUCCCGAGGGCAUUACUCCAUCAAAUCUGACGUCUGGUCUUUUGGGGUUCUCCUCCAUGAAAUUUUCAGCAGGGGGCAGAUGCCCUACCCAGGCAUGUCCAAUCAUGAGGCCUUCCUGAGGGUGGAUGCCGGCUACCGCAUGCCAUGCCCCCUGGAAUGCCCACCCAACAUAUACAAGCUGAUGCUCGGCUGUUGGAGCCAGGAUCCCAAGCAGAGACCUUGCUUCAAAGAACUGUGUGAGAAACUCUCAGGCAUCACCAGGUAUGAGAACCUGGUUUGAGCUCCUUGGACGUGGCCAGGACCCACAGAAGAGAGGCUUCAUGAUUAUUCUGGACCUCCAUUGAAGGUGUGCACCAUACUUCAGCCUACUGAGAUGAGGCGGAUAGGAAACAUGCCAAACAUACCUCAGCUACUGCAUGCUGUCAAGCAAAGAGUGAAGAGGGUGCCAGACUACCUUCCCAUCUAUCCUCUUCCAGGAGGCAGUCCACAAAAUCCAGGCAGCCAUCCUGUCUUCUUCCUCCCUUCUCCUGUGGAGACUUCAUGUGACAGAGAAGCCAAGAGUCUAAGCAACAGGCCUGUAGAAUUCUUAACAGCAUAUCACUUUCAGAGCAUACCUGUCCUUGGUCACAUCUCUGCUCAACUGCACACACACACACACACACACACACACACACACACACACACACACACACAUUGGCACCUUAAUUCUACAGGCUCUUAUGCUACAGAACAAGUUUUAGAGCUUCAGGUCCUUUCCCUUCAGAGACAGCUGUUUCUGUCCUGAGCUCCCGAGACAGAACACUCUAGAAAACUACUGACCUCAUGCUCUGCCUCACCCUCCAAUACAGUUCUCAGAGAUAUAACUGUCACUAGAUAGGGAGAACACAGAAAAACAUUUGGAAACAGGGCAAACUAAAACUCUUAGAACUAAGUCUUUUGCAUAGACAUUAGUCCAUCCUCCUUCCUGUUGGGACCUGAAUCUUCCCAGAUGGCUCUGGUCCAAGGCUGUUUUCCUCAUGUGUCUCCAGGAUUCUGAACCCAUGUUUGACUCCCUGAAGUCCAGCCAGACUAUCUGCUCUCUAUGUCAGCUCCUUAUAUACUUUAUAUACCUUAUAUACAUUAGGGCCCCAGUUCUGAUGGGGUCAGAGUACCCCCAAAAGUAUCUACCAGAGGCUGCCUUACUGGAAGUGGGCAUAACCCUCUCAGCACAUAUCUACCACCAGUUUUCAGACUGACCUCUCAACCUCUCAAGACAGGUGAACAUGCCCCAACCUCCCUUGAGGAAAUGUCCUCUCUGUGUCCAAGAGAUGACACUUUCUGUACUGCUUCCUGUAAAGUCAAGCUAUCUUUUAAAAAUAUAGUUCUCAGGCAUAUAACUGUCACUAGAUAGGGAGAAUACAGAAAAACAUUUGGAAACAGGGCAAAUUAAAACUCUUAGAACUAAGUCUUUUGCAUAGACAUUAGUCAAAAAUUUUUCUAUGUAACUGAACCUUUCAUUUUUGCCAAGAACAGGAUUUGGGCCAGGCUUGGUGGCACAUACCUUUAAUCCUAGCACUUCAAAGACAGAGGCAGGCAGAUCUCUGAGUUAGAGGCCAGCCUGGUCUACAUAAUGAGUUCCA
Molecule: messenger RNA, 3499 nt
Organism: Peromyscus leucopus (white-footed mouse)
Lineage: Eukaryota; Metazoa; Chordata; Mammalia; Rodentia; Cricetidae
Gene: Ptk6
Product: protein tyrosine kinase 6
Exons: 8
Coding region: 805-2160 (451 amino acids)
Biological process (GO): cell differentiation; innate immune response; protein phosphorylation
Cellular component (GO): extrinsic component of cytoplasmic side of plasma membrane
Molecular function (GO): non-membrane spanning protein tyrosine kinase activity; ATP binding; signaling receptor binding
Source: RefSeq, a predicted model, not a curated record